Cricetulus griseus (Chinese hamster) is the source of this 2036-nucleotide messenger RNA. NCBI's taxonomy places the organism in Eukaryota, Metazoa, Chordata, Mammalia, Rodentia, Cricetidae. The record is from RefSeq and is a predicted model, not a curated record.
CCUAUGGACCAGCUCUUAUUGAGCACUGUCUUAUAGAAAAUGGAUUCUCUGGCAAUGUCAAAGUGGAUGAAAAACUUGAAAGCAAAGAUAUUGAAAAAAUACUGGUUUGUGUACAGAAGGCAGAAGACUAUAUGAAAGAAACAGCCAACUUCCAUGGAAAGGGUUAUAUAAUCCAGAAAAGAGAAGCAAAACCAAGCCUAGAUGCAGAUAAACCAGCUGAAGACAUACUCACGUAUGAGGAAUUUCAUCCUUUCUUGUUUUCUCAACAUUUACAAUGUCCAUAUAUAGAAUUUGAAUCGUUUGACAAGGCCGUGGAUGAAUUUUAUUCCAAGAUAGAAGGUCAGAAAAUUGAUUUAAAAGCUUUACAACAGGAAAAACAAGCACUGAAGAAAUUAGAUAAUGUUCGAAAGGAUCAUGAGAACAGAUUAGAAGCUCUUCAGCAGGCUCAGGAAAUAGACAAACUGAAAGGAGAGCUAAUAGAGAUGAACCUGCAGAUAGUCGACAGAGCCAUUCAGGUAGUCCGAAGUGCAUUAGCCAACCAGAUAGACUGGACAGAAAUUGGCGUGAUUGUGAAAGAAGCACAAGCUCAAGGAGACCCUGUUGCAAGUGCAAUCAAAGAACUAAAACUGCAAACAAACCAUGUUACAAUGCUGCUACGAAAUCCAUACUUGUUAUCAGAGGAGGAAGAUGAUGAUGGUGAUGCCAGUGUUGAGGUCAGUGAUGCUGAACCACCAAAAGGGAAAAAGAAAAAGCAAAAGAACAAGCAGCUGCAGAAGCCUCAGAAAAACAAGCCACUGCUUGUCGAUGUGGAUCUCAGCCUGUCAGCCUAUGCCAAUGCCAAAAAAUAUUAUGAUCAUAAGAGAUAUGCUGCUAAAAAAACACAGAGGACGGUUGAAGCUGCUGAGAAGGCGUUCAAAUCAGCAGAAAAGAAAACGAAGCAAACCUUAAAAGAAGUACAAACAGUGACUUCUAUCCAGAAGGCAAGAAAAGUAUAUUGGUUUGAGAAAUUUCUGUGGUUCAUUAGCUCAGAGAACUAUCUAAUUAUAGGUGGUCGAGAUCAGCAACAGAAUGAGAUCAUUGUGAAAAGAUACUUGACACCAGGAGACAUUUAUGUCCAUGCUGAUCUUCAUGGAGCUACCAGUUGUGUGAUUAAGAAUCCAACAGGAGAACCCAUCCCUCCACGGACUUUGACUGAGGCAGGCACAAUGGCACUUUGCUACAGUGCUGCUUGGGAUGCACGAGUUAUCACUAGUGCUUGGUGGGUGUACCAUCAUCAGGUGUCUAAAACAGCACCAACAGGAGAAUAUUUGACAACAGGAAGCUUCAUGAUAAGAGGAAAAAAGAAUUUUCUUCCUCCUUCAUAUCUAAUGAUGGGAUUUAGCUUCCUUUUUAAGGUAGAUGAGUCUUGUAUCUGGAGACAUCGAGGUGAACGAAAAGUCAGAGCACAGGAUGAAGACAUAGAAACACUGACAAGCUGCACAAGUGAACUCAUGUCAGAAGAGAUGGAACAACUAGAAGCCGGUGACAGCAGUGAGGAAGACAAAGAAGACUUACAUGGAACUCCUGUAGAAGUAGAACUCCUGACUCAGGCCAGUCAAGAGGAUGCUGCUGUUCAGAGUGGCAGAGAUGAAUUAGGUGAGGAAUUAAUACAGGAAGAAAGCUCUGAAGAUGGAGAAUCCAAAGAAGUUACAAAAGACGAAGAGCCCGUUGAUGAGAUGAAGGGUGAGGAGGAAGACAACCUGGAUUAUCCUGACACCACCAUUGACUUGUCCCACCUUCAGUCCCAGAGGCCUCUGCAGAAACUGGCUUCAAAAGAAGAACCUUCUAAUUCAAGUGACAGUAAAUCACAGAGCCGAAGACAUUUGUCAGCCAAGGAAAGAAGAGAAAUGAAAAAGAAAAAGCUUCCAAGUGACUCAGGGGAUGUAGAAGUAAUGGAAGGAAAGGACAAAGCAAGAGAAAAUUCUGUGCACACUGAAGCUUACCAGAACACCAGCAAAAAUGUUGGAUCUGGACAGCCAAUGAAAAGAGGACAAAAG